GGCAGCAAGCCCCUGCCCUCCGAGUACGAGCGGCAGGUGGACCACCGCGGGAGGCGUAAGUGGGAUACUCACACCGUGGUUGAGGCAGAGUAUACGCCCAAGUGGAAGAUGCAAUCAAAGGAGAGCGAUCAGCGCGGCGACAAGAAGGAGUACAUCCUCGGCAAGCCGGGGCCGCGCUCGGAGCCGGGCUACCACCUCUCGGGUUGGCGCUUCGACCGCGACACCGCGGACGGAGGCUCCCGGUACUUCAGCGAGGACGAGAGCCGUGACACGCCGCGAGGCCGCCGCCGCAACGGAGGCGCCGACGCGGAACUGA
Molecule: messenger RNA, 316 nt
Organism: Prorocentrum cordatum
Lineage: Eukaryota; Dinophyceae; Prorocentrales; Prorocentraceae
Source: the annotation of a GenBank genome assembly